AUGAUCAUGUUGAGCAUGGCUACGACACAAAAAUGGCAAUCGAGUCUUGAAGCCGGCGACUUCAUGAACCGUCUCGUAGACUGGGAAGCGAUCAAAGCCGACGUGGACAUUGUCCACAACGCAGCCAAGCAAGACCAACCCCUGCACUUUGACAGUGAAGACGAGCGUAUCAAAUUCCAGCAAGAGUUUUGCCGCAUUCUGUGA
Molecule: messenger RNA, 204 nt
Organism: Cladophialophora bantiana CBS 173.52
Lineage: Eukaryota; Fungi; Ascomycota; Eurotiomycetes; Chaetothyriales; Herpotrichiellaceae
Exons: 1
Coding region: 1-204 (67 amino acids)
Source: RefSeq, a predicted model, not a curated record